Molecule: messenger RNA, 813 nt
Organism: Penicillium atrosanguineum
Lineage: Eukaryota; Fungi; Ascomycota; Eurotiomycetes; Eurotiales; Aspergillaceae
Product: urease accessory protein UreG
Exons: 2
Coding region: 1-813 (270 amino acids)
Molecular function (GO): nickel cation binding; GTPase activity
Source: RefSeq, a predicted model, not a curated record
AUGGCCCACUCCCACUCUCACGAUGCUGGCGUAAGCCACUCCCAUGACGAUCCCUUCAACGGCCACGGCCACUCGCACGAUAUCCUCGAUGGCCCAGGCUCCUACCUCAACCGCGAGAUGCCUCUGAUCGAAGGCCGCGACUGGAAGGACCGUGCCUUCACAAUCGGAAUUGGAGGACCCGUCGGUUCCGGCAAGACAGCUCUCAUGCUGGCCCUGUGCAACGCCCUCCGUGACGAGUACAACAUCGCAGCCGUCACAAAUGAUAUCUUCACCCGUGAAGACGCAGAAUUCCUUACCCGCAAUAAAGCCCUCGCGCCCUCGCGUAUUCGUGCUAUCGAAACGGGCGGUUGUCCCCACGCUGCUGUCCGUGAGGAUAUCAGCGCGAACCUGCUCGCUCUGCAGAAUCUACAAAGGCAGUUCACGACUGAUCUGUUGCUCAUUGAGUCUGGUGGUGAUAAUCUGGCUGCAAACUACUCGCGCGAAUUGGCGGAUUUUAUUAUCUACGUGAUCGAUGUUGCGGGUGGUGACAAGGUCCCCAGGAAGGGUGGUCCGGGUAUUACUGGUUCGGAUCUGUUGGUCGUGAACAAGAUUGAUCUUGCUGAGGCUGUUGGUGCGGAUUUGAAGGUUAUGGAGCGGGAUGCGGCGAAGAUGCGCGAAGAUGGGCCGACUGUCUUUGCCGUUGUGAAGCAUGGGACGGGCAUGAAUCACAUUGUGAAUCUGAUUAUUAGUGCUUGGAAGGGAAGCGGUGCAUAUGAUCUGAGCUUGCAGCGGUGGAAGAACGGUGCCCCGCGUGGUUCGGGCAGUGUCGAGUAG